UGUCAGUGAACACGGACAGACCAUGCCUCUUCCGGAAACCAUGUUUUGUGCUCAGCAGAUCAAAAUCCCCCCUGAGUUACCCAAUAUCCUGAAACAAUUUACCAAAGCUGCUAUUAGGACUCAACCUCGUGAUGUUUUGCAGUGGGCAGCUGCGUAUUUUUCAGCGUUGUCAAAAGGCGAGCCCCUUCCUGUGAAGGAAAGGAUUGAAAUGCCUUUAGCAACAGAGCAAACAGAUGCCGGUUUGACCCUAGGACUCCUUAAAACCUUGCACAAACAGCUUUCUCCCAAAGGCAUGGUGAAUGUUGCAGAACUGAAGGAAAAAUGGAAGCACUUGUGCUUGCCACAGAAGCAACUGGAAGUUAUCCUGCAGUUGGACCACUUUGGUGAGGAGGUGGAAUGGAUGAAGGUUCUGGCACUUGGGUGCAGCAUGCUCGGCGGGUCCUUACUGAGUUCAAUGAAACAUGCCUGUGAGAUCUUAACAAGCGACCCAGAAGGUGGAGCAGCUCGCGUUCCCUUCGAAACAUUCUCAUUCCUUUACUCCUAUUUGGCCAGUAUCGAUGGAGAAAUACCAGAGGAGAAAACUGAAGCAUUUCUCCACGGAAUUAAAGAACAAGCUGACCAACAAACUGGCAUGGUACUGCUCAGAAACUUUCUGACCCAGCCCUCAACGUUGUUUUGAUCAAGCCUACUCUUCAGCACCA
Messenger RNA from Phaethon lepturus (White-tailed tropicbird), 701 nucleotides. RefSeq names its product rhophilin associated tail protein 1-like (gene ROPN1L). The record is from RefSeq and is a predicted model, not a curated record. The coding region runs from base 23 to 679 and encodes 218 amino acids. The transcript has 5 exons. NCBI's taxonomy places the organism in Eukaryota, Metazoa, Chordata, Aves, Phaethontiformes, Phaethontidae.